AUGAGCUCCGCUUCGUUCCAACGCCUUGCGCUGCGGCCGAUACUGCCUCCUCACGCCCCUCGACCGCCGUUGCCGAAACGCAGGCUUGAACCGUUCUUUAGACAGCCAUGGCAUAAGCACGCCGUUCGAUGGGGCUUGUACCGGCCACUCAUGAGGGCCUUGGGAUGGACUCGACGGGACGCAACGGACAUGAGCAUCAACCGGCUACGACUGGACGCCGAGGGGAAAGCGCGGAAGAAGAUUCGGAUAGGUGACUCGCUGGUGUACACGAAGGUCAACCAUAUGAAGAAGAAGGAGUUCGACAGGAUCUCGGCGGCUGCCGCUGAGUCUGCUGCGUCUUCGAAACCGCCGAGCACGCCGUAUCCUGCUCUUCUCCAAACGGCUCGGAAACGGUUCCGGAAACAUCGGGGCCAGACAUCGUCCGACCGCGUCAUCUAUCUUCUGAAGGAGUACGAGUCAAUGCUCGGCGACCUUACGGGUGGCUCUGCGAUGGCGGCACAGCGCCUGUGGGAGGCGGAGAAUAAGGCUGCGUCGCACCUCGAGCAGCUGCCGAAGCCGGUCACGAAGUUCACAAAGAUCGAAGAGAAGCCUCGCCUGACGGGUGGCUUCCUGCGCCCGACAGUGUUCAACCCGCCAUUACCGCGCCUGAAGCCGCAGCCGCUGCGCCUCUCGAUGAUGAUCAAGCGGCGCAUCAAGCGGCGGGACGCGCGCAUUGAGAUGUUCCGCCAGCUCCAGGACAAACAAGAGGAUAUGCGCAAGGAGGUCGGCUUUCUGCGCAGCCUUGGUAUCGACUGGCCCGAGAAGAUUGGGGACUGGUCGUCCGGCGUCGGUGCCCGCUCAUGGGAGACCGAGUUCAACCGCCAAAUGAAGGCCAUCGACGAGCAGUUUGCCCGCGAGCAAAAGCGCGCAGAGAUGAAGUACACCGACAAGAUGUACAUCCGCAUCAUGCGCGCAAAGCGGGAGAAGUACGAGCGUCUCGCGAAGCGUGCCGAGAGGAGGAAGCAGCAAAAGUUGCAGCAGGAGCAACUGGCUGCUGAGCAGGCAGAGGCGGCCCCGGUCUCGGAUUCCAGGAAGCCGUGA
Molecule: messenger RNA, 1080 nt
Organism: Trichosporon asahii var. asahii CBS 2479
Lineage: Eukaryota; Fungi; Basidiomycota; Tremellomycetes; Trichosporonales; Trichosporonaceae
Exons: 1
Coding region: 1-1080 (359 amino acids)
Source: RefSeq, a predicted model, not a curated record